GCGCUUGCUCGCGCGCCGAGCGCGUACAAGCAACGCUCUGUUACCGUGGAACGUGUAUACCGGUACAAGUUGACCAGCAGAAAACAAAUGGAUACCCUGAUGAGGGUAACAAGUGAGUGAGAGCAGAGUAAAGAAGAAUUGGAAUAGUGAAAGUAUUUGCUGUGCGGAAAGUGGUCGUGAUGUCGACGAGAGAGUGAGUGAUUAUGUCGAGUGCGCGGAUGCAAAGUCGACAGUGUGCACAGCAGCAGCAGCAGCAGCAGCAGCAGCGGCGGCGGCGGCGGCGGCGGCAGCAGUGGCGGCAGCAGUGGCGGCGGCAGCAGCAGCGGCGGCCGGCGUGAUGCGUCCGCGAGCAAGAGCCCGGCGCCGUCGGCGCGCCGCCACCAGUGUAGUCUUGGCGGCACCGUUGCUCUUUCUGUGGAUCGUCGGAGCUCUUUGCGUCAAAGACGUGCCGGUGAUCGACGUGGUGGCCCUGCAAGAUAAACCUACCUACCUACCCUGCGACAUCAGGUCCAGCCAGGAGGACGACGCGGUCCAGCUGAUACUCUGGUUCCGAGAGGAUAGAGAGCGCUCGACUGCCAUCUACAGCGUGGACGCCCGAGAUCGAGACAUCAACUUCGCCGAGCGCUGGUCGGACGACAAGGUCUUCUCGAGCCGGGCCAAAUUCAUCCACGACAGGGAGCCAGCGGAGCUGGGAGUCGACCACAUACGCGAGGAGGAUGCUGGCAUCUACAGGUGCCGCGUGGAGUUCCGCAUCGGGCAGACCCGCAAUUCCAAAGUCAACUUGAGCGUCAUCGUGCCUCCACACAAGGUGGCCGUACUCAACGAGAAGGGCAUAGCGCUGGGCACGAGUGCGGGCCCGUACCUCGAGGGCGACCAGCUGCGGCUGUUCUGCGACGUCCACGGCGGUAAGCCGAUGCCGCGAGUCAGCUGGUACAGGGAUGGAGUGUUCGCCGGAAACGCCAGUCGCAGCCAGCGCGACGGCUUGAUCCGCAGCGAGCUGCUCUUGAGGAAGCUCGAGCGCAGCGACGUGGACGCAAGGCUCAGCUGCAACGCCAGCAACAGCCAGCGAGCGCCGCCCGUCUCCGCCAGCGUCCGCAUCAACAUGCACCUGAGCCCGUUGACGGUGAAAAUCCUGGGCUCCAACCAGCCGCUGUCCGCCGGGCGCAAGUACAACCUGGUAUGCACGACGACCGGCAGCAGGCCGGCUGCUCAGAUCACCUGGUGGAAGGACGAGUCGGAGCUCAAGUCCAAAAAUAGCACGAACGGCAGCGGCGGCGGCGGCGGCGGCGGCGGCGGCGGCGGCGGCGGCGGCGGUGGCGGCGCUAGCAACACCACCGCCAGCGUUCUGUCGUUCACGGCGAGCAAGGCUGACGCGGGAAAACGGCUGUUUUGCCGCGCGGAAAAUCCAAUCAUGCGGAGCGCAGCCAUCGAGGACGUUUGGACCCUGGAAAUACAAUACGUGCCCGAGACGAGGAUCCGCCUGGGCACCAACCUGGACCCGAAGGCCAUCAAAGAGGGCAGCGAUGUGUACUUUGACUGCCUGAUCGAGGCCAAGCCGCCGGUGUACAAGGUGGAGUGGCGGCAUCAGGGCGAGCCGCUGAGCCACAACGUGUCCCGGGGCGUGAUAAUCAGCAACCAGAGCCUGGUGCUACAGGGCGUGGAGCGCCGCAGCGCCGGCAACUACACCUGCGUGGGCUUCAACGCCGAGGGCCACGGCGAGAGCCAGGCCUUCUAUCUGGACGUGAUGUUCGCGCCCACGUGCAAACCCGGCCAGGCCAAGUUCCACGGGGUGGCGAAGAAAGAGAAGGCGAGCAUCGGCUGCCAGGUGGAGGCCAACCCAGCGGACGUGCAGUUCCGCUGGACCUUCAACAACUCGGCCGAGAGCAUCGAGCUGUCGGCGAGCCACGUGAGCCGCAGCGGCACCAGCUCCACCGCCAGCUACACACCGACCAUCGAGAUGGACUACGGCACGCUGCUUUGCUGGGCGAGCAACCGGAUCGGCAGCCAGCAGGUGCCCUGCGUCUACCACAUCAUUCCCGCGGGUCGGCCGGACGUGGUGCACAACUGCACAGCCGCCAACCCCUCCAGGAGCUCGUUCGCGGUGCGCUGCAGCCAGGGCUUCGACGGCGGCCUCACCCAGGCCUUCCUGCUGGAGCUGCGCGACGGCAGCAGCCAGCAGCUGCGCGCCAACCUGACCUCGAGCACGCCCAGCUUCAGUCUCGACAACCUGGACGCCGGCUCGCUCUACCAGGCCUACGUGUUCGCCUACAACGACAAGGGUCGCAGCGACCCCACGGUGCUGCAGGCCGCCACUCUCAGCCUGCCCGAGAAGCAGCUAACCUCCGACUCGGAACGACCGAGGCCGAACAUGAAGAUGACGCCUAUGCUGAGCGUGAUGAUUGGCGUGGUGGCGGCGCUCGUCAUCGUCGCAGUCAUCGUCAUGAUCGUGCUGCGCAUCCAGCACUCGCAAGUGGACGAUCAAGCCAAGUCGCAGCACGAGGAGGCGGGCAAGGCGGUCAAGGCCGCGCCUAUCCAGCGCGAGCUGCGCUUCCGGGAAUGCGGCAGUCUCAUCACCGACGAGAAGCACCCGGACGCCCAGGUGUUCGUUAAGCUGGACACCAUCAGUGCCGGCGACGUCAGCGAGAGCGACGAGAAGAAUCCCGACAUCAUACCCCAGCAGAUCACGGACCUUCAAGGCUGCGAGAUGAGCUGCUUCACGGGCGAGGAGGUGUCGGAGUACCUGCGCAAGAGGAGGCUGGUGUCCACGAUAGAGACGUCGCCGUCGCGCGGCCUGCUCGAGCGCUCGGCGGCGGUGGCGGCGGCGGCGGCGGCGGCGGCGGCGGCCGCCGCCGGCCCCAGGCCCAACUACGCGGGCUACUGCACGAUACGCAGGGACCUGCCGCUGCGCGAGCUCUCGCACGCCGUCCAGUUCAAGCACAAGAACCUGCAGCCGCUGGCCAGCGAGGCGUACGAGAGCGGCAUGUGCACGCUGCCGCGACAGCACUCCACGACGCAGCACUGGCCGAGCCACGCGCCGGCGCCCAUGUCGGUGUCGCCGACGGUGCGCUACGGCGUCGGCCCGCUGCGAGCCCAGCCCGGCCUGGCCCGCCAGCCGGCGGCGCCCCUCGCCGCGGCCCAGAGCCGCGCGCCGCUGCCAGCCGAGGCGGCCAAGCUCGCUCCCGGCCAGCAGCCGCCGGCCACGCCGCUGCUGAUGACCAAGCGCGAAAGCUCCGUCUGACCCGGCUGCGCUGCGGCUCGCGCCGGCUGGCCGCUCGGCCGCGGCGCCUGCGCCUCCUCCCGGACACCCUCUUCGUCGGCUCGUCCUCGCUCCCGGCGGUUCCCGUCGCCGCGGGCCUCUCGCUGCGCUGAGCGCGUCCAACUUUCGCCUCGUCGCGCGGCUCCAUAGGGACCCGCGCGAUCCUGAAUGAUCAGCUUCUUGCUGGGGCUCCAAAGUGGCGGCCAGCCGAGCAGAAUAAAGGACCGAACGGUUGAGCAGGCGGCAAAUGGAUACCUGGCGCGGAGCAAGCAGGGACAAAGGAGGACAAGGAGAAGGGUGGCCCAGCGGGUGGCCGCGCGAACAGCUGGGCGAGCUUGCGAGGCGGUCAAUGAAUAUUCCGAGGCUCACGCGCACUUGUAAAUACACGCCUCGAACGCGAGAAUAUUUUAUACAAUGACUGGCUAUGAAUAAUGCAUGUGCGCCGAAGUCGCGGACAAAGGAAGAACGGCAAAAGAAGAAUCGCGGCAGCGAAUGUGAGACUGCAGGACCGAGAGCCAACUGGAAUCGUGGCUGCCGGCUGGACUCGACGAAAAUCUCAAUGUACGCGCGCUAAAUGUAUAAAUAGGCGGAGGCAGGAUAGCGUCGAUGGAGCCGGAGCGAGCAGCCAGCGGGGCAGACGAGUAAAUCGUGCUCUUCGGUGAUAGAUCUGGCGGCAGUACAGCCUUCCCGACAAUCGACAGCAAGUUUCGUUUGCUCCGAGCUGGCUGCCGUUUGAUCAGCCGGUCAGUCAGGCGCCCGAGGACGCUCAACGACGCUCGACUGCAAAGCUGUACACUCGUCGAGUUGACGUUCCUCUUGUACCGUAACUCCACGGAGUAGGCUAGCCACAAAUACGCGCAAGAUCGGCUUGUUUUUCACUGCUCAUCCUACUUUAUAGACGCGCCACUACGCAACUUUGCCGAAUCGUUAUGCAUCGCAUCCAUAUUUAGAUAUAGCCGGGCACAUCCUGAGAUUGCUACGACUGGCUCUCCGACGAGCGCUGUAUGCGUGUAUUUGAUCGAGUAGAUCGCAAUCUGGCAAUCUCGCUUUCCGCACAACGUCGUAUCUGCACCGAGUAGUCUACGCCUGUCCGUCGCUCGUCCGUGGUUAUCGUUGGUCUGUCGCUGCUUGCCUGUCUAUGCAGCAGCGCCUGGCGACUCCAUGGCCAUGCCAUGGCGAGACUAUCCAGCGAAUCGCACUUACCAAGGGACGCAAGACAACGCAAAGCCGCGCCGGAGCGUCGCUGCGUCGGUCUCGAUGAGACGAGCCAAUCGAUAGAAUGGCAAAAUGGCUCAGCCGUAGAAGGUACGUACGUUGAAGCGUUCAACCGGUCGAGCGCCAUCGCAAAACAAGAACAAACUAACCGGAGUUCGGCGAGCAUCACUUUUUCCUAUUGUGAAUUCGAAACGACAGCGACAACCAUUCCUUCUUUCGAUACAUGCGCAAUGAUUCUUGCUGGUUAACUGCAAUCUAUAGUCCCACUGCUGCAUGACAACUAUACGGGUGAUCAUGUAUAAAUUUUAUCGACAAUGAGAAAGCUUACUAAUUUUUUAUCAUGGCAUAUAAAUUUAUAGAAUCAGCAAUCGAAAGAACGUUUCGUUGUUACUUGAGAGUUUAAAAAUCAUUGUUACCGUUCAUUGCCGUUUAUGGAAUUGAUGCGUGCAAAAGGAAAUACGAAGUGAGGACAGUUGUUGUAAUUAUGCAUAGGAUCAAUAAAUACGUCUUCGGCUUGGAAAGACAAGUCCUCAAAAUUAAUUACGUGAUCGCGAGCAAGGCAAUUUAUCAAGCAGACGAAUUGACAGAUAAACCAAUCGUUUGAUGUACCAGAUAAAUUAUUAUUCAUUUGUAUGCGUGCACGAUCGGCGUGAACCAUUAAACUUUGACAUGUAAGCUUUACGUAUGUUGUCCUCGCACGAUUCCGUUCAGUUCUCAUAGCCAAUGGGUUUGUGAGUUGGCGUUACGUUAGGAGUUUCACAGUAUUUAAAGAAACGCUAAACACGUUCAUAAACGACGACUGACUUGCGCGCGCGCGCGCGCGUGCGCGUGUGUGUGUGUGUGUGUAUGUAUGUAUAUGUAUGUUUGAAUUGUGAUUGAUCCAACUUGAACCAAAUAUUUGAUGUCGAGAUCCGUAAGAAAAUUCCAAUGAGCAUUUGCAGUCGAAGCUUACCCUAGACUCUGGAGGUAUUUUCUCGCGAGGCCAGAUGACGAGCUAGCAAUUCAGGUGUAGCCGGCCAAACACGAUCUGCAGAUGAUAAAAUGCUGUUCAGUGACACUGAUUUAUUUGGAACUGUUUGUUGCGAGGACAAUUGUUGUCGGGAUUCGUUCAAUUGACAAGAGCAGCAACAAUGCCCGAACAUUUUUACGAUUAGUUUCCGAAAAAACAAGUACAAAUAUACGAUUGCAACGUGAAACGAAGAUUUCCCUGAACAUUCAUUGAAAUAGCUAACACACGAGCUAUGCAGCAUCCGCACAAUCUAGUUAAAUGUUGGUAUUGAUGGUAUUGAUCAAUGUCAUAUAAAGCGAAAAAAGCAAGAAAAACUUUGAAGCGUAAGAAGCGUCGUGUAAUAUAAUAUGAUAGUCAUGUGCGAAUAUCGAGGCAAUAUCGAGGGCGCGAAGCGAGUCAAAUAAAACUUAUUGGAAAGACUGUUAGACAUGGCGCUGGACAACCGAGCGCCAACGCAACAAUCAGAAUCUGUAACAAUGUCGAGCGAGCAUCUAAAUUGAUCAAAGCAAAUGUCUCUAAAAAUUGGUGUAUUUACUUUGCUUUUGUCGCUGGGAUCGCUGGGAUUUGUCAAAUUUCAAAUUUUACGAGGCGAUUGUUUCGUACAUCAAAAGACCAUUGUCUAUACUUAUGUAGCCCAGUAUUCAUUCGACCUAUCGCGCGUCACCUUUGUACGUACGAGAGAACUGUUGUUUUGAUAUAAUGUAAAUAUUCAAAAAUAAAUGAUCGUUUUUAUUCCAA
Phymastichus coffea is the source of this 6218-nucleotide messenger RNA. RefSeq names its product hemicentin-2. The transcript has 15 exons. The record is from RefSeq and is a predicted model, not a curated record. Gene Ontology annotation, molecular function: protein binding. Lineage: Eukaryota; Metazoa; Arthropoda; Insecta; Hymenoptera; Eulophidae. Bases 338 to 3238 code for a protein of 966 amino acids.